AUGUGCGAUUACGCCUCAUCGACGCAGCGCGAGCACUGGCUCCAUGAAUCCGUCGCCCAGGUCGACGCGAGACGCGCGCGCGCGCGCGUGGAGACGUUCGAGCGCGCGAAAGCAUCGAGCGAGUCGUCAACCUCAGCCAUGGAAACCGAAGCGCUGACGCCCGAAGAGGAGCGAACGAUCGUGAGGUACCACGAGGCGAAGAUACAAUCCGUCUGCGGCGCGUUUGCGCUGCCGAGAAAGGUGAAGAACACGGCGGUGAUGCUGUUCAAGCGCUUCGCGGUGGAUUGCGGGACGCACGCGCAAUCGCUGAAGAUCAUGAUGCUGACGAGCGUGUACGUAGCGUGUAAGGUGGAGGAGAGCUACAUCUCGGCGGAGGAGUUCUGUAAGGGCGUGAGAGAGGACCCGUCGCGAGUGUUAGCGGCGGAGGUGACGUUUCUAUCUGGAUUGAAGUUUCGGUUGGUGUGCUACGGAGCGACGCGGCCGCUGGACGGGUUCCUGAUGGACGUCGAGGACGGUGGGUGCAAGGGAGCGACGUCGAAACAGCUCAUCGAGUGCAGAAAGAAAGCGUUAGAUAUCGUCGAUCGGUUGAUGCUGACGGACGCGCCGCUGAUUCGACCGCCGGGGCAGAUCGCGCUGUGCGCGCUUCGUCGGGCCGCGCGCGAAUGCGGGGCGAGUGAACUCGAAAAGUAUUGCGAAGACGUCGGCGCGCGAGGGACGACCAAGGCGCCGCGCGGAGCGAAACUCAAGGAAAUCUUAGACGAUAUCGAAUCGCACGUCGACGAGGGCGUUGAACCCGACGCGGCUGUCGUGAAGGAGAUUGACAAAAAGCUCAAACUCUGGCGUGCCAAAUAUCUGGCUAAGACGCCGGCAGCGGACGACGCUGGCGAUGCGCAGAAAGCUGCGAAACGUCGAAAGAGCGAACAAUCUAGACAAGACAUGAUCGCCGCCGAGGAGGACGCGCUCGGAUAA
Molecule: messenger RNA, 969 nt
Organism: Ostreococcus tauri
Lineage: Eukaryota; Viridiplantae; Chlorophyta; Mamiellophyceae; Mamiellales; Bathycoccaceae
Product: Cyclin C
Exons: 1
Coding region: 1-969 (322 amino acids)
Biological process (GO): regulation of transcription by RNA polymerase II; regulation of cyclin-dependent protein serine/threonine kinase activity
Cellular component (GO): transcription factor TFIIK complex; nucleus
Molecular function (GO): cyclin-dependent protein serine/threonine kinase regulator activity
Source: RefSeq, a predicted model, not a curated record